AUGGGUUUCACUAAGACUACCUUGGAGCCUGGCAAUGGCGUUGAUUACGCCGUCAAGCGGUCUCAGAUCAAGAUGCACUACACCGGUUGCUUGUACGAUGCGUCCCAGCCUAACGGCAUGGGCAAGAAGUUCGACAGCUCCUACGACCGCCAUUCUGCCCUCGCUAGCCCCAUCGGUGUCGGUCGUCUCAUCAAGGGUUGGGAUGAGGGUGUCCCCGAGAUGACUCUCGGCGAGAAGGCCGUCCUGGAUAUCACUCCUGACUACGGUUACGGUGCCAAUGGUUACCCUCCCGUCAUCCCCCCUAACUCCCGCCUGGUCUUCGAGGUUUGGCUGGUCCAGGUCGGCACCAAGCUGGCCCCUGGUUACGAUGGACGCUAA
Messenger RNA from Penicillium angulare, 378 nucleotides. RefSeq names its product FKBP-type peptidyl-prolyl cis-trans isomerase. Lineage: Eukaryota; Fungi; Ascomycota; Eurotiomycetes; Eurotiales; Aspergillaceae. The transcript is spliced from 6 exons. Gene Ontology annotation, molecular function: peptidyl-prolyl cis-trans isomerase activity. Bases 1 to 378 code for a protein of 125 amino acids. The record is from RefSeq and is a predicted model, not a curated record.